Coccidioides posadasii C735 delta SOWgp is the source of this 972-nucleotide messenger RNA. Lineage: Eukaryota; Fungi; Ascomycota; Eurotiomycetes; Onygenales; Onygenaceae. The record is from RefSeq and is a predicted model, not a curated record.
AUGGCUGAAGGGAUUCUAGGAUUUGGGCUGAAGUCUCCGAUAUCUAGAUCGAUCGCGUCAGCUGUCGCAUUGCCUGAUCCGGAACCAUCGAGUCCCGAUGCCACUUUGAAACGGCGACAGUUCCCUUCUCAAGAAGAUAACAAUACUAAGCGCCGUCGAGUUAGUACGAGUCAAGCACAGUCCACGGCGGACGAUACUUCGCAGGUUUCACCCGUCGUACCGAGGACAUCUGUCGAUGACGGAAAGGAAAAGGGUCGCCAAAAAACUGGACGGGAGGAAGAGCGCAAGCGUGGUCAGAGGUUAUUUGGCGCAUUGCUCGGGACGCUUUCACAAAGCUCAUUGACAGCCACACAGAAGCGGCGCGCCGACAUUGAGCGAAAGCAACAGGCCAAGCUGAAACAGCAGGAUGAAGAGUAUGAUGAACAAUAUAGGAAACGGCGCGAGGAGCUAAUGGCUCGGAGAAGAAGGGAUCAAGUGGUAUAUGAGAGAGAGUCGUUGCGAGUUCGCCAUUCAAAUCUGCGGGCGAUGGCCCGCUCUCUGAAGACUAAGUCGACACCAACCCUGUACUACAAACCUUGGCAGCUUCGGCCAGAAGAAAAGGACAUCAUCGACUCGCAGGUAGAAGAUGCAGAAGCUACGAUCGCAAAGGAAGUGGAAGACUUCGAACGCCGGAAUCGCAGAGAAACCGAAGGAUCGCAACCGGAUAAAGAAGCGGCAGAGUUACCUCCCGCAGUUGAGUCAAGAAGCACCGCGGAUCCGACGGAGUCAAUUGCUAACAAUGGCCCAAAGCCGGACACGGUGGGUUCCGAUACUAAUGAUCAUCAAGAAGCUUCAGAGGCCCAAAAGCAAACCACUACUAAUGAUAUUCCUGUUCCUCCUGACCGGAAUGAGGAAACAGCUCAUGCGAGACCCAAUGAAGAUGACUCGGGGGAGGUUGUCUUGGAAGACAAAGAAGAUACUGUGAUAUACUAG